AUGAACAGCAAUAUAAGUUGGAAGAGGGAGCUUGUUGCCUUGUGGAAGCACCUACAGCGCAAGAAGACGUGGCUCAUUUCUAUCCCCGCCUUCUACUCGUUUUUCUACGGCGGAACGAUGGGGACUUAUCUUUCUCUACACUUUUCGGUUCGGGCACGCGCAUUGUCCUCUUUGAUCACACCGAGCCUUACUAUCGUUAUGGUCAUCGUCUACGGGAAAAUCUUGGACAUGCGCCGGUGGUCGCAGGCCAAGCGCGCAUGGAUCUCGUUUAUCUUUUGGGUCAUUCCCCAGGCGGCCUGUUUCAUCUGGAUCGGCAUCGAGUACGGCAAGUUCGGCGGGGGCAAGUUGGAAGUUGCCCUUGACUAUGAAACACACACCGCGAGAUGGGCCGAAGCCUACCUUCCUUACCUGAUCAUGUUCUCGACAGGAUACUGGACUCAGCUGUCAUUGUACUGGAUUCUGGGUACCUUCUCCACGGAUGUGGGGUCCUCCUCUCGCUCAGGUGGCUUGUUCCGAGCCUUUGAAACCGCUGGCCAAGCUGUCUCAUAUGCUCUCAACUCCACGAGCGGUGCCGACCCUAGGAUUCCAUUCUAUAUCAACGCCGCUGUUCUGGCCAUUACGAUCCCAUGCAUGGUAUUCCUGAUCCGGAUGGUUCCAGAGGCGCCUGCUACCACAGACAUCGAUGCAGGAGAAGUGGACGUAAUCGAAGGUGCCGCGGAUCCGGAUAGGAAAUAG
Molecule: messenger RNA, 735 nt
Organism: Colletotrichum spaethianum
Lineage: Eukaryota; Fungi; Ascomycota; Sordariomycetes; Glomerellales; Glomerellaceae
Exons: 4
Coding region: 1-735 (244 amino acids)
Source: RefSeq, a predicted model, not a curated record